CCUUGUGCUGACCGCUCGCACCAUUCCUCCGCUCGCAGCAUCUGAGACGGGAGGGGGAGCACAGAGAGGCGAGAGGAGAGAGAGUGUUUACAGAUACCAGCUUGGGAACAUGGAUGCCGUGAUACCAACUUGCCGGAGUAGCUAGACAGCACAGCGAGGCGAUAUGGGGUGCGGAAGGUCGACUACUGCGGAGUACACCCCGGUGUCGCAGCCUGUGGGAAUUUAUGGUUGGCGGAAGCGGUGUCUGUACGCCUUCAUCCUCUUCCUCAUGGUGGUGAUGAUCAUGAACCUGGCUCUCACCAUCUGGAUCCUCAGAGUCAUGAACUUCUCCAUUGAUGGUAUGGGACAGCUAAAGAUAACUCCAUCAGGGGUGAAGGUCGCAGGUGAAGCUGAGUUUGUCAAGUCCCGGUACGUCGAGGACAUUGUGUCCAAGGAAAACGAGCCCCUGUUUAUUGAGGCGGCCCGAGAUGUGCACAUACAGGCGAGAGACGAGAACAACAAGGAAACCGCUAGCUUCAGUCUGGAGAAAAACAAGGCGACAGUCAAAUGUGACAGUUUCGAAAUCAAGGACAACAAUGGUGCCUCACGCUUAUUGGUCGAUAAAGAUGAAAUCAUCUUCGGUGUAGAUGAGGUCGUAUGCUCUGGGAAGGCUACUUUUGAUGGAUCCGUGGAGACGCCAUCAUUGCGGGGACCACAAUCAGAAUCUCUCGUGGUGGAGUCCGAGAGCAGUGCCGUGAAGCUGUCAGCACCAGGGGGCGUGUUCCUGCAUGCACCAGCCGGCAACAUCGAUAUCAACACAGCUGAUGACAUCAGGCUGCACAGUAAAUAUGGCUCUAUCCUGCUUGACUCCGCAGACAUCUUCCUGAAGAACCUGAAGUUGAGUAGACCCACGGGCACAGGGCGUGAAUACCCUGGGGUGCACCAGCUGUGCAUGUGUCCCAGCGGGCGCAUCUUCCUGGCCGCACCCAGCGGGGACUGCCGGGCAACAGGAGAUAUAUGUAAAUCCAAGAGAUAGCAGACAUGAUUGCCAGGUUACAAGACUUGGUAACCAUGGUAACACUCUGUAUGGAACUAUUAACAGAGUGAAGAGUGCAGAAGGAAAUUCUGGAACAAGACAUUCAGAUGUAUGCAAAGACUCUUUGGAGAUGGGUGCAUAUGAUCGGCAGAACUCUUAUAGUCGUGAAAUAUUUUCUUGAUAAUGGUGUCUAUUAAGAGUGCCUUAUGAGUAAAACAAAGGCAGUUUGUGAGCUGUCUGUUCUCCAUCCACUAUGCAGCUCAUUUACUCAGAUUUGUAGGAAUGAUUGACAGUGUUUACGAAACUCCCAGGUUUCCAAAUCAACUUCCUGUCAUGUGCAGUGCACUAUGAUCCUGCCCUGUUGGUAUGAGUUGGCAUCACUGAGAGGGUGAAUCCAGCAGGAACUUGAUACUCUAUAGGAGACUUCAUGGUGGACACUCUGGAGGUAUCAAUGCCUUGGUUGUUCUUCAGUGGGUUUAUAAUAACUCUAAUUAUUAGAAGAUAAAGCUCCUAUAUAUUCCUUAAAGCCUGUGUGACUUAAGAUACAAACA
Messenger RNA from Haliotis rubra (blacklip abalone), 1566 nucleotides. Its product is annotated as zeta-sarcoglycan-like. Gene Ontology annotation, biological process: heart contraction; cardiac muscle tissue development. NCBI's taxonomy places the organism in Eukaryota, Metazoa, Mollusca, Gastropoda, Lepetellida, Haliotidae. The coding region runs from base 164 to 1015 and encodes 283 amino acids. The transcript has 7 exons. The record is from RefSeq and is a predicted model, not a curated record. Gene Ontology annotation, cellular component: sarcolemma; sarcoglycan complex.